AAAGUGCCAUUGAAAUACUGCUGAAAGACAUAGAGUGAAAGUUGUCGGCCCGAUGUCGAAUCAUAAAACGUGCAGUUUCGGCAUUUUGCUAAUUUAUCUAGUUCUAUACAACUAUUUUCCACACAUUACUGCCACAAAUAUAACGAUCGCCGAUCAAGUUCCGUCAUUAACGAAAAGCACCAUAACCAAGAAGAUCAUCGGCGGUGAUUUCGUAGCGUUACGGGGCGCACCGUUUAUGGUGAAUCUUCGUCGGGAUGACGAAUUUAUAUGCGGUGGCACUUUAUUGCGUCACAAUUGUGUGCUUACUGCUGCCCACUGUGUCGUCGGCACGUCUGCCUCUCGCCUCGACAUACAAGCCGGUUCAACGCUACUCUCGAACAGUAGCCAAAGGUCCGCUGUGCAGUCCAUUUUCAUACCGAGGCAGUACAGGAAAAAAACGAACAAUUUUGAUGUAGCCAUUUUGCGUUUGGACACAUCUUUGACGGGUCAGCGUGUGCAAUUGGUGAAGCUCAGUAAUGCCUUUGUGAGACCGGGACAGCGUGCACGUGUUUAUGGUUGGGGUAACCGGCGUGAGGAUGGUAGGAGUGCUGUGGGUUUGCGCGCCGCUGUAGUGCGUGUCAUUAGACGGAGCAAGUGCAAUCGCGAGUAUCGGCAAGACGGUGAAGACGAUUUAAGUAGAACAAUGUUUUGCGCUUCCUUGCCGGGCAUAAAUGAUUCCUGUGCAGGCGAUUCUGGUGGUCCAUUAAUGUUUCGCGGUCGACAGUAUGGCAUCGUUUCGUGGGGUACUGGCUGCGGUCGUGCGAACUAUCCUGGUGUCUAUACGAGCAUUAGAGCUGUGCAACCGUGGAUUAAUCGAAUUGUGGCACAACAUUGUCAAUAGGAAUUAAUUAUUUGCUAUUAAAAUAUAUUAUCCUUUGAAUUAAGACUUUUAUUUUAGAAUUACUUCAUGAAAUAUGGCA
Messenger RNA from Bactrocera dorsalis (oriental fruit fly), 959 nucleotides. Its product is annotated as trypsin alpha-3-like. The transcript has a single exon. Gene Ontology annotation, molecular function: serine-type endopeptidase activity. Lineage: Eukaryota; Metazoa; Arthropoda; Insecta; Diptera; Tephritidae. The record is from RefSeq and is a predicted model, not a curated record. Gene Ontology annotation, biological process: proteolysis. The coding region runs from base 53 to 880 and encodes 275 amino acids.